Messenger RNA from Xyrauchen texanus (razorback sucker), 4022 nucleotides. Its product is annotated as insulin receptor substrate 2-like. Gene Ontology annotation, cellular component: plasma membrane; cytosol. Lineage: Eukaryota; Metazoa; Chordata; Actinopteri; Cypriniformes; Catostomidae. The record is from RefSeq and is a predicted model, not a curated record. The transcript is spliced from 2 exons. The coding region runs from base 238 to 3453 and encodes 1071 amino acids. Gene Ontology annotation, molecular function: insulin receptor binding; phosphatidylinositol 3-kinase binding. Gene Ontology annotation, biological process: insulin receptor signaling pathway.
UUUUUGUAACCAAAGCUGGAUGUGUAGGACGUCACAUGUUGUUUUUCCCUCUUCACUCCAGUCACUUAGCGAUAUGUGUUAUUUACUGUUAAACUGCUUCUCGCAGCGAACGCGCAGCUCGCGCCGGGAACAGAACAGAGUGUGACUGGAUUUUACCCGCGCCUCAGAGGAGACUCACUGACUGACUCGCUGCACAAGUUGAGGAAAAGUGAGAGUUUUUCUUUACGGCAUUUGAGAAUGGCGAGUCCGCCGCCGACUGGAGGACAGCUGAUUUCAAACAUUACCGUAAACAGUAACAAGCACGUCAGGAAAUACGGAUAUCUGAGGAAACAGAAGCACGGACACAAGCGCUUUUUCGUGCUGAGGGAGCCGAGUGAGGGCUCUCCUGCCCGGCUGGAGUAUUACGAGAGCGAGAAGAAAUGGAAAAACAAGUCGGCUGCGAAAAGGGUGAUACCUUUGGACUCCUGCCUGAACAUCAACAAGAGAGCCGAUGCCAAACACAAGCACCUGAUCGCCCUGUACACCAAGGACGAGUAUUUCGCCGUGGCUGCCGACAACGAGCAGGAACAAGAGGACUGGUAUGCGGUCUUAACGGAUGUAAUGAACGAGGGGAAAGUAAUCGACGGCUCCGCGUCUAAUUCGGCGUCAUCUCUCGUCGGGUUUGAUGAGGCGAAUUACGGCGUGACGGCUCCGCAGGUCAGUGCCACUUACAAGGAGGUUUGGCAAGUCAAUUUGAAAUCUAAAGGACUUGGACAGAGCCGCAAUUUAACCGGCGUUUAUAGGCUGUGUUUAACCACCCGGACCAUCAGCUUCGUGAAACUCAACACGGAGGCGGCGUCAGUUAUUUUGCAGCUCAUGAAUAUACGAAGAUGCGGACACUCGGACAGCUUUUUCUUCAUCGAGGUCGGCCGGUCGGCGUCAAUAGGACCCGGCGAGCUGUGGAUGCAGGCUGAUGACUCGGUGGUAGCGCAAAACAUUCACGAGACCAUUCUGGAGGCGAUGAAAGCAAUGAAGGAGAUGUCAGAGUUCCGCCCUCGCAGCAAGAGCCAGUCCUCCGGUACCAACCCCAUCUCCGUGCCCACCAGGCGGCACUUUAACAACCUUCCGCCGAGUCAGACCGGGCUGCAACGGCGCUCGCGCACCGACAGCAUGGCGGCGACGUCUCCCGUGACGAAACUGACGUCCUGUCGGAUACGCACGGCGAGCGAGGGUGAUGGAUCUAUGACGGGCAGCCCCAUCAGUCCCGGUGUGAACCGGACGCACUUGAGCCGCUCCAACACAGUGACUGCUCGCCCCUGUAGAACUUUUGAGACCUCUUCCCUGCAGCACAGUAAAUCCAUGAGCAUGCCUGUGCCUCACUCCCCACUAUCAGCUGUCAGCCUUUUCAGCCAGUCCUGCAGUAAUGGCUGUAAUAUAGAAAGCGCCCCUCGCCCCUCCAGCUGCACAGCCUCCAUUGCAGGCUCACCCAGCGAUGCUGGCUUUAUUUCUUGUGAUGAAUGUGGCUCCAGCCCGGGAGAUAUACGGCACCUUUUAGCAGCAAACCGAAGCAACACACCUGAGUCCUUCACUGACACGCCCCCCUCACAGGAGGGCAACAACCUCUAUGGAUACAUGAUUAUGGAGAGGCCCAGCAGCUGUGGGAGGCGAAGCAACCGAGCAACAGCAGAGGAGAGCAUAGGAGACUUGGAGAAGGCCUACAGAAGGAGGACACACUCUCUCACCAUGCCUUACCAGAAGAGGGUGCCAUCACAAGUGUCAUCAGCUUCACUGGAUGAGUACACACUUAUGAGAGCAACUUACACAACUGGAGGCCAUUCAGGGCGCAGCUCACACACCGCAUCCCCAAAGGUCACAUACCCUGAGGAUUAUGGUGACAUUGAAAUUGGUCCGUUAUUGAAAAGUUCCAGCAGUAAUCUGGACGAAAAUGGCUACAUGCCAAUGACACCAGGUGUGGCUCUGCAAGGGGGGAAGGCUGACAACUACAUGCCUAUGAGCCCAAUGUGUGUUUCAGCCCCGAAGCAGAUCAUCAACCCCAGGACACACCCCCUCAUCGUAGCAAAUGGUUAUCGAACCAAUUCUCCCUGCAGCUGUUUUGUGGAUGACAGUGGCUACAUGAAGAUGUUGUGUGGCUCAAAAUUCUCCAUCGACAGCUCAGAUGGGAAACUGACUAAUGGCGAGUACCUCAACAUGUCUCCUGUAGAUUCUGGCUCCGUCACACCACCAGACUACUGCCAGAGCCCUGUGGGUGUGGAGCAGUGCCCCUGUCUCAGACAGCUUCACUCAUUUAACUCUCUGCCCCACUGUCAUAAGCCCCAGCAGACAUUAAAUGAUGAUGAAAACUAUCAGUAUGUUGUCAUGAAUCCUCAGAGUCACAGGAUAAUUGAAGAAUCUGUAACCACAGCAUCUUCCCCUGUCCCAUCUCCUCUGCGACAAAGCCGGACAGAAAGCCUCAUCCACCGGCAUAGGAUCAGUCGGCCCGCCCGCCUCUCUUUGGACACACUACGUACGUUACCCAGUAUGAACGAGCAUCCCCUCCCCACUGAGCCAAAAAGCCCUGGUGAGUACAUAAACAUAGACUUUGGAUGUGUUGCUGAUUGCUGCUCUCCGCCCUCCACUGCUUCCUCUGAAAGCCCAGCCUCCUCCCUGGGAUCCUCCAGCGGUCAGAGGAGAUCACCCCUCUCUGAUUACAUGAACAUUGAUGUGAGCUCACAGUUGCCCAAAUCUGGAAACGUCGCCCCAUCUGAGCCUUUAGAGGCGCUGCCAGAGCUGACAUCCUGCCCCGCCCACCCUGAUGGAGAAGAGGAGAAAGAAAGGUACCACCUCACAGCACAGGUGGCACCAGCGGGCCCAGCUGGCAAAGCUAAAGACGAUUACACCGACAUGAUGUUCGGCAUGCCUGCUUCUCCUCUGCAGCCUGUGGCUCAGCCUUCAGAAAGUGGGCAUACCAUCAGCCCAUCCUCCUGUGUGCAAAGAUUGACUGUGGAUGAGAGUGUGGGUGUGCCAGCCGUCGAAGCAUUUCUGCUAUGUGGUACCACUCUGGCCUUGGUGGACCCUGACCGGGGCGCCAAGGUGAUUCGCGCAGACCCCCAGGGACGCAGACGACACAGCUCGGAAACAUUCUCCUCCACCACCACCGUCACACCUGUUUUCCCAUCCUUCGCUCAUGAUGCCAGGCGGCAUGGUUCAGCCUCUGUGGAGAACGUGUCUGUGGUGAGGAACAGCGAAGGAUCAGAUGAAGAGAACAACAGUCCCAUGUGUAGGGAGACAUCGGCUGGCUUUCAGAAUGGACUCAACUACAUUGCCUUAAACUUGAUGGAUGAGGGACUUGACGGCUGCGAUUCUCUUGUCAGAUUCAAAGCUGCCAGCUGCUGUAAAGAGGGCAUCAAUGGAAUACAUGUCAGUCCGUAUGCCAGCCUUGGGUUCAAGGAGACGGCAACAACAGUAAAAGACUAAACAGAGCCAGUCUCCUCAGUCAAGCUCCUUCAAACCUUCUAUCUUUCUUUUUGCAUCAUUCACAAUGAUAGGAAGUGAGGAGGCGAUCGUGUGGACAGAUGGGCCACAUUGCUGCUGCUUCAGCCCUCGGCUGAUCUUUGACCCCCUGAAAUGCAUUCGAAUGGCCGUCGUCAAGGCAACAUGGACACUUGACCCCGGCGCGAGGUGUGACAAUGUGUCUCCGACUCAGACGCUGAGAGACGGGACUUCCUGUCCAUCUGUUACUCACUACAAUCUCUUCCCUCUGAAUGCUGAAUUUUUGUGUUAUGGACCUUUUCGAUGGUUUAGUUGAGAGCUCUGGAGUUGCCAGUGUCCCUCAAACCUCAAAACCUGUGAACAAAACCUGGAGAGAAACAUCUGAUACACACACACACACACACACACACACACACACACACACACUGCACGCACAACACACCUGUUGCACAAGUCACUUAUUUAUUUACCUGUGUGCAUGUGUGUGUAUGGGAGUGUUUGUGCUCGCAUGGGUGGUCUCAACACUGCACAGAGGUGGCAUUUCAGAAAUUCAC